Messenger RNA from Echinops telfairi (small Madagascar hedgehog), 7757 nucleotides. It is a transcript of the gene SHISA6, whose product is annotated as shisa family member 6. The transcript has 6 exons. Gene Ontology annotation, biological process: regulation of short-term neuronal synaptic plasticity; regulation of AMPA receptor activity. The annotation marks the transcript as partial. The record is from RefSeq and is a predicted model, not a curated record. NCBI's taxonomy places the organism in Eukaryota, Metazoa, Chordata, Mammalia, Afrosoricida, Tenrecidae. Gene Ontology annotation, cellular component: postsynaptic density; AMPA glutamate receptor complex; dendritic spine membrane.
GCCGUCACCUACGAGACGUGCUGGGGCUACUACGACGUGAGCGGCCAGUACGACAAGGAGUUCGAGUGUAACAACAGCGAGAGCGGCUACCUGUACUGCUGCGGCACCUGCUACUACCGCUUCUGCUGCAAGAAGCGCCACGAGAAGCUGGACCAGCGCCAGUGCACCAACUACCACAGCCCCGUGUGGGUGCAGACGCCCAGCACCCAGGUGGUGUCCCCGGGGCCCGAGAACAAGUACGACCCUGAGAAGGACAAGACCAACUUCACCGUCUACAUCACCUGCGGCGUGAUUGCCUUCGUCAUUGUGGCUGGCGUCUUCGCCAAGGUCUCCUACGACAAGGCCCACCGUCCGCCCAGGGAGAUGAACAUCCACAGGGCUCUGGCUGACAUCUUGCGGCAACAAGGACCGAUCCCCAUAGCACACUGUGAACGAGAGACGAUCCCGGCCAUCGAUACCUCUCCCAAAGAGAACACGCCAGUCAGAUCGUCCUCCAAAAACCACUACACCCCUGUGCGUACGGCCAAGCAGACCCCAGGGCAUUACGGCAAGGACGCUUACCGCGGUGGCGGCGGGCCGGACCUCCAUAACUUCAUCUCCUCUGGAUUCGUCACGUUGGGAAGAGGACACACGAAGGGUGAUCAUCAGUAUAACCAUCCGAUUUUAUGCAGUGCUACCCAGACCCCUACACAUGAGAAACCACGGAUGAACAACAUCCUGACAUCAGCCACGGAGCCCUAUGACCUCUCCUUCUCCCGCUCCUUUCAGAACUUGGCUCACCUGCCCCCCUCCUACGAGUCUGCCAUGAAGACGAACCCUAGCAAGUACUCCUCUUUGAAGAGACUAACAGACAAGGAGGCCGACGAGUAUUACAUGCGGAGGCGGCACCUGCCGGACCUGGCCGCCCGCGGCACCCUUCCUCUCAACGUCAUCCAGAUGUCCCAGCAGCAGAAGCCGCUGCCAAGGGAACGGCCCCGCCGGCCCAUCCGGGCCAUGUCACAGGACAGGGUCCUGUCUCCACAGCGGGGCUUCCCAGAUGAGUUCGGCCUGCCCUAUGACCGCAUCCUGUCUGACGAGCAGAUGCUCUCCACCGAGCGCCUGCACUCGCAGGACCCACUGCUGUCCCCAGAGCGGACGGCCUUUCCUGAGCAGUCCCUGUCUCGGGCCAUCUCACACACAGAUGUCUUUGUGUCCACGCCCGUGCUGGACCGCUACCGCAUGACCAAGAUGCACUCCCAUCCCAGUGCCUCCAAUAACUCCUAUGCCACCCUGGGCCAGAGCCAGACGGCGGCCAAGCGCCAGGCCUUCGCCUCUCGCAGACAUAACACCGUGGAACAGUUGCACUACAUCCCGGGCCACCACACCUGCUACACAGCCAGCAAGACCGAAGUGACCGUGUGAUGGGGUCAGGGCAGGGCCACUGGGCAAGCAGGGCAGGGACUGGGGACAGGGCUAGAGCAGAGCGGCUUGCCUCGUUUUCUCCCCUUCCCUCAUCCCCACCAUUGGAGUGGGCAUGGGUUGCCUUUGCCCAGAAAGCCAUGUCCCGGGGGGCUCAGCCCAGGAGGUCCAGCCUCACACCUAGACUCUAGAGCAUCACCCCUUUCUCUAGAAGAGUUGGGGGGUGAGGGGGGGCUGAGGAAAGGGGCUAGGCCCCUGCCUUGUCCCCAGCCCCCAUCCAAGCCCCCUCUCCCCUCCUGGGGACUCUCAGCCAGGAGGUCCCCUCCAGAGCCUGGCCGAGAGCCAGUGGGCGCAGUCAGUGGGCUGACUAUUCACCUAGAACUGCAUCACAGAAUCUUCCAGUGCCUCUAAACUGCCUGCUCGCUCUUGCAGCGCCAGGGAGCUGCUGUGUCCAUAAGCACAAUAAUGAUUCUUUCUGCCUGCUGGAGCUCGGGUCCCCACGUGUGCCCCUUCCUGCACUGGCCCCCAGUGGGCCCUGCCCUGGCCCGGGCCUCCUCCCUCAAGGCCCAGGGAUAAGAAAUGGGGUGGUCUUAUCCUCCAGCUGCCUCUUCAUUGUUGGGGAACUUGCCCUGGUUCCAACUAGCUGGCUGCCCCACCCGUAUUGCCUCUCACCCCCUCUUUGGGGGACCAGAGGACAUUGCUCGUCCCCCAGCCCUAGCUAAGUCACCCCUCAGUUUGUGUGGGGGGGGGAAAUAAAGGCUCUAGUCCUCCCAGAGGAGAGUAUUGAUGGGCUUAUGGGGACCUUGGGGUGCCCUUACCAGCCACCUGAUUAUGUAGAUACUUCUUCCAGGCCUCUGGGACCGAACUGUGACCUGCCACCCAGGCUGCCUUCGCCUCCCCUGUUCUGUUGUGCUCCCCAGAGGCUCCUGCCGUGGCCAGAGAGCCCAGGCUGGGGAGGGCACUGUGAUGCCCUGGGCCUUAGGGGCUCUCCAUUCCCAUCCCCCAGGGCUCUGCCAGUCCCCCACUACCCACAUCAGGCAGGAGCAGGGGAAGGCUCAGCUCUCAAAGAGAACGGCCUGGACACUGCCCUGCCCCUGCCCUCCUCUCUGCCAGUCACCGCCCACCUGAUGGGCCCCUUCUUGCUUUAGAACUCGCUCACUCUCACCUGAUUCCACCUGCUCAUCUCCUGUCCUCUUGAAAGUCCAUUACCCUCCCCUGGAGCAAAGUGAUAUUUAAAGGGUCGCCAAGACACUGAUUGGUCUGGGGACUUCCUGAGCAGCUCAAAGGGGUGCUUUCCCUCACCAGCAGGGAGUGCCCGGGCUUCCAGCAAAUCCAUGGCCUAGGCUGUGUGUGUAGGGCAGAGUGCGAAGGACCAAGGGGACAGGAGUACCAGGGCCAGCCAGUUCUUCUCCUCCAACCAGGGGUUGGAAGAUGUGAUGGAAAAGCAGCAUCCAUUCUUCCUAAGACCAGGCCCUGGGAGGGUGGAGGGGAGGAAGGGGGACUUCACCUGCCUGCCUCACAGCUGCAGCUUGGGAGGAAGCCUGGGCUCGGGCUGGAGCCAGGUUGCAAACGCUAUUCAGACCUAUAAAAAGAAAUUACACACACACACGAGAGAGAGAGAGAGAGAGAGAGAGAGAGAGAGAGAGAGAGAGAGAGAGAACACAUCUCAGAGGCAGCCCAAAGCUCUUGUCUCUUUCCCACCAAAGCUCGCCUCUCAUGGCACACCAGACACCCUAGGAGGCCGGGAAAUCUUGGGGACUAGGGACAUAGCGCUCAGUUUCCCACCAGGGAGAGGUCUCUGCCCCUGUGACUGCUAUACUGCCCCCACCACCACCACAAUGCCACAAACACAUAAACCUUCCUCAGGGCGGGUCCCCACAGGCUGGUUUAUGGGGGAUUGUUCCCGAGGCAAGGCCAAGAGGUCUGGGCUAGUGAAAGUCCAUCGGAAAACAAACAACAUGGUGGGCUUCUCAUGGCGCGGUCCCUCCCUAGCCCAGUGCAUCCUGGUUCAGCCAGUCCUCUGAAACACUGUCAGUUAGUGGGGAGGGGAAAGAAAAGAUGUGGGUGGGAACCCUGUCUCCCAGCUGUCUACACACAAACACGCAUAACCAAUGAGCUCUUGACGUCCCGUGGGAAGCAUCUUAUCAGAACAAAGUUCGCCAGCCUCAGAUGCCUUCCCCAGGCCUGUCUCUGACAAGGUGUCCUUCUGUCUCCAGAGUUGUUUGGUAAAUUAAUCCUAAAACAGUACUCAUCCUAAUUUUGUCACUGUUUGUUUUAAAAUGUCUGGGGUCAGUCACAGUGGAAAAUUCUCCUACUUCUUCCAAAUGGCGUAAAACAGCCCCUAGGUUAGGAAUGAGAUCAGUUCCAAACUGUGUUUUGAAGAAUGUGUUAAUCAAAGGCUUCUUAUUUAGGCUUACUCUAGUGCAGUGCUUCCCAAAGCGGGCAAUACUGCAUCCUGCAGAGUGGGAGAGAGAUCUAGGUUUCGGGAGCGGAGGGUUGGUUCCUGAAGGUUGUAUAAGCAGAUGCCUACACUUUAUCUUGGAGUAUGGGUAAAGUAUCAAGGUUUCUCUUUUGGCUAAAAGAGGGCAGUAGGCCAAUUAACUUUGGGAACCUGUGCUUUUAAUGCAAGAAAGGGAGUCCUCCUAGGAAAGGCAUUGGGCUGCUAAUCGCAAGAUCUGUGGUUCAAACCCACCAGCCACUUCAAGAAAGAAAAACGUGGCUCCCUGCUCUCGGGAAGAUGUCCACAGUCACGAUGAGUUGGAAUGGACUCUGUGGCAGUGGGCGGGCUGGGUUUCUGUGAAAGAGAAGAUUCAAAGCCUUGGCAAUGGCUUAGAAGCUGUGCACACAGCAAGUGAAGGGAGUAUGAGUGUGUGUGUGUGUGUGUGUGUGUGUGUGUGUGUGUUGCUUCAACUGUUUCAAAGUGAGGGCAAAUUGAAAUCACAUCAAAACAGAUCCACAAAGAUGGUGGUGCCCCUGUCCAAGAUGGUGGCCAUGCUCAUGGUUUCGAAUGUGUGUGAAUUUCCAUAGUCCUGUCAAUAAUCCAAUUUCCUCCAUCAGGCCCCUGACAGGGCUUCUUACAUCUCUUCAGAGUCGCCCAUUCCAGACCUUGGACCUGUACUUUUCCAUUCCAGUUACUGUGACCAGUCACUGAAAUUGUAGACAUUCCAGUUAGUUUGUUUUGCUGCCCCAGCCACGACAGAUCCAGUUUGAAGCCCUGCAUUAAAAAGCAACUGGGACUUGUCUGUAAGUCAGGCAUGUGUAACCCAGGGACUGCCUGUAUUCUGUUUCACCUUUGGGUCUAGAAGACAGGGCACAAAAGAUGAGGGAAGAAGAAAAGAAAACGGAAGGAGAAAAGAGUAAGAAUUCUAUAAGCUCACUCAAAUCUGCUCCGUCUUUUUGACCUCUAGACUACUGGGAACCACAGAAAAAUCACAUUGACCCGGCUGGUCCGUCCAUGUUGACAGUACAUGCAGGGCCACCUUCACAAGGAAAGUCCACACAAGUGAGAAGAGCGUGUUCUGGGCUUGGAACCCAUGUGUCCUGACUUCCAGUCCAACCUGACUGGUGGUUCUACCACACCUGGAAGAGCCCCUGCCCCUCCUCCAGCAAGGGAAGGUGGAAGCCUACACUGUCCUUCUGUUCCUCCGGUCUCUGUGCGUCCCUGUUGCUCUGAUGAGAAUGCACUCGGAUUCACAGGGUUUCCCCUCCCAUCUUUUACUGGCCCUGGUGAACUCAGUCUGAUACCUUUCCUGUCCGACUUCCUCCAGUUAAUGCAUAGACGGCACCUUCCUCUAGUUAAUGCUACAUGGGCUGAUGGGCCCCAGCAGCUUUGCCAAGGAUUCCCUAGCCCCCUCACUAGGCCCCAUGGUGUCUUAGGUGAUCGUUCUACCCCUUAGAAAGUUCCAGCUCCUUCUCUCUUUCCACAAUCACACUCCCCUGCUCUUAUCUUAAGUCAGUUCACGCUUUCCUUCUUGCAUCUCGCUCACUUGGGCCUCGUCCUCAGUUCAUUGUGCCUCCAGCACAACCCUUCUGCUUCCAUUUACUGUGCUCUGCCCGACCUACUUCUCCCUGGUGCUGUUCUCCCUAUCAGUGCUCCGGAAGAAAACCACAGAAGAAACAGAUGUUCCUUGUGUCUUUGACAGGGAUCGCUGAUUUAUCCUUCACCUCCUGUCCCCGCCAGUGACAGUCUGGGGCACCAAGCCAAGUACUCUCCCUCCAAUCUUUGGGAGGAAGAGGAGAAGAACUUCCCUUUCAGAAGGGUCACUGCCAAAAGUCUCUGCAGCUGGCAAGUCCCCUGGAGCUCUUGAUCCAGCUCGCCACUAAGACCAUAAGCUUCUGCUCUGGCCAAAGACUCAUAAUUCUGUUGUGGGCUCUUAGCCAUUGUCCCACUUGACUUUGACCAUUCCCUACUUGUGCUUGCCACAGACCCUCGUGUGUCCCCAAAGAUAUGGGGAAUCUCACAACACCCCAAGCAUAGUGGAAGCGUCCAAUCAUCCUGCCACCAAACACAUUUCUUUUUCUUCAGUGUUACCUUGUCGUCCGCUGCCAGCUUCUCACCCUCAGAUUCCCUCAGCCACAAGCAGCUGUGGGCUGGGCCCCAGCUAAUAGGAAAGGGUUGUUGGUCCUCUGGACCAAAGAAAGUGCCUGCCCUCGGGAGGGUUGUGAUGUUGUUUCCCACAUGCAUUAUUCUCCUGUCACCCAUUCUGAGCCUGGGAAACUCUGGAGUAUUUUCAAGGAAGUGCAUUGAGUUUUAAUGGAAUAUUUUUCAGGGUCCAAAAAAUGUUAUUUUUUGUAAACGUAGCAUUUUAAUGACAGGUUCAAUACAGAAGAGAGGUCUUCCUGGGGUCCAGAUUGGAUCUGGGGAGACGGUCUACCGCAGGAGCAAACAAGCACAGGGCCGGGGCUCCAGAGACAUGGCUUCCAGUCCUGGCUUUGUCUCCAUUGGGUGUGAUCGAGGGCAAAUCACGCUCUCGCUCAGUGCCUCAAUUUUCCCAUCUGUACCGCAAGGGGCUUUGACUAGAUGAGUUCUGAAGUUCUGCCUAGCUCUUACAGCCCUAGGCUAUUAACCUGUUAAUACCCCUCCUCAACCCAUCCCACCAAACUGAGCUGCACAUAUCCCAACGUCAGCCCCACUGCAACAGCCCGCACAUCCUCUACACAACCAUCAAACUGUGCCCCAGAGCCUAGGUUGGCCCUGAUGGGAUGGGCCACCCAGUGAUCAUCUCCCUCCCGAAAGUUUAAAGGCCUAGCCACCUCAUUGAAUAUGGAUGCCGUCUCAUAAUAGACACACCUCCAUCAUCCUGGCCAUCUGUGACUCUGAGGAAUCUUGCGUUGAGAUUUUACAUUUUUGAUGUGGUUCUUAUAGCUGGAGGGAGGCGGUUCCAAUUUCAGAGACGGGGUGGGCUGGAGGCUAAAGGUCUGGAGGUUUGCCCAUGCAGGCCUGAUGCUUGAAUUUGGAGGGCAGCUCAGAAAUGCAGCCUGAGCCCAAGAGAACUCAAGGCAAAGGCUGUGUAACAACGGAUGCCAUCACACCCCACUCCAGAACAUGUGGCUUGAGCACCAAGUCCAGACACUGAGGCUCUGCUCCAUUUCUCGGACAAAGAGUCAUCACUCCCUGAGGCUGCUAGGUGGGCACGCACCUGGCCCUAGGACCUUCCUAGCCCCUCCUCAUGCCACUCCACCGUCCUUCCUGUGAAGGCUUGUGAUACAAGAACGGAGAGUCAAGUUGGUGUCAUGAAACCCAUCAUGUAAAUCGACAAGCAUAUCACCUUCCGUGUCAGAGAAAUGCAUCUCGUGUGUUUCCUUCACGUCCUCCCUCCCUAGUGAGAGGAAGACCCCCUUGCUCAAGUUUGCUGUCUACCCCCUCGGUAACCUUUGAAUGCCACUCCCAUGGGAGGACUCAUUCGUUUGCUUUGUAGUGGCAGAUACUCUUCUAGUUCUAUAACGCAACUAGACAUUUUGUAGUCAAGAAUUCUUGAAAUUCUCUAAUAAAAAGCAAUUCUUACUGUAAUAUUUUUAGUUGGGGGACACGAUUUCCUAAGGGGGAAUUGAUGAACAUUUUUACGCAUUAGCCCAAUUGACGGAUUCCAUGUUUAUUAUCUGGUAGUGCUGAAGAGAAGUACCUUCCUCUCUGUCCCAUUGCUGUGUCUUCCUUAUUCAUGAGUAAGCUUCACGUAAGCAGUGCCUCGCGACUGCUGCUUCUGUACAGAUCUCAUCGGUCUCCUUACCCCGUCAAAGCACACUCUAUAUGUACUGUAAACCGAUAUUACUUUAGUAAGAUGGAGUCUUAAGGAAUUUUCCACUUUUGUCAGUAACAGAUAUUUAUGAAUUAAAAAAAAAAUAAAGUCGUUUCAACAUAA